Zootoca vivipara (common lizard) is the source of this 1476-nucleotide messenger RNA. Lineage: Eukaryota; Metazoa; Chordata; Lepidosauria; Squamata; Lacertidae. The record is from RefSeq and is a predicted model, not a curated record.
UCCCAGGUGGGAAUCUCUGCUGGCGGCUGCUGUGUCUGGAGCUCGGACUAAUCCAGGAGACAGAGCGUGUCCCGAAGCGGAGAGAGGACUUGCCGGCGCAUCCUCGGAAUGGAAAAGAAAAGUCCGUCCGAGAAGCCCGAAGAACCUUCUCCUGCCCAACCUGCUAGGGAGAACUGCAGGAUCCAAUCUCCUAUUCUCACCUCUGUUCUCUUGGGCCUGGAAAGUUUGGUGCCCCGGCGCCGUCCGCAGCCAGUGUUUGAAUUGCGCCGGCCCCACUACCCGUCGACCAGGGCUCCAGAGCGGGCUCCUGCCCAGCGACAUCGAGAUGAAGAGAAAGUGCCUCCUGGCCGACAACAGGCUCCCCAGGGAAACAGGCAGAAUACUUCCCAACCUGCCAUGAGAUUUGCCGGAGGAGCUACAGGAACAUGGACUCCAGUUUCUGGCGAUACUCCUGUGCAGCCUGUCGUCUUGCGCCCAGCCGUCCUACGUCCUGCACCAUAUCCAGCCAGGACUUGGUUCACCGGCUGCUGCUGCUGCUGCUGCUCCUAUGCAGCUGCCAUCGCUGCGAGAGCCACCUCAACUGUCGGUCUCCACUACCAGGGAAAUCUGGCUCAGAAGAUGGUGGUUGAGAGACUUAGGAGGGAUGUGCAAAAUACAUAUAGGGAUAAUCAGGCACUUUGCAGAGCCCUUCAGGUGUUUGAAGCAGACAUCUUGGAGCGUGACGCAAGAUUCCAGGAGCUGCAAGCAAGAGGUGAGGAACAGGAGGCAGAGGAGGAGGAGGAGGAGUUGAAGGAGAAGGAAAAAUAAAGAAAACUGGAGGAUAUAUUUUUUCAUAUAUAUUUCUAUUAUCAGUUAUAUUCCUAUAAUCAUUUUAAAAAUACAUGAAGUGUAUUUGUACUGAAUAGAGAUUAGUCUUCUGAGCACACUCUGUGAAAAGGUUUUCUGAAGAAGAUCAGCAGCGCUUGGCUUUAGCUUGCUGCAAAGAAAUCCCUUGUUGCUCUUGCCUUUUAUAUCUCACUGUUUUGUUGUAGUCCUUGCCAUACUUGUACAGAGAAGUAUUCUCGGGAUCCUGUUGAGGUUUCUCCCUUCCCCCCUUCCCCCUAGACAGAACAGGUUCUUUGGAAUCUGGUAGCCACUGUCCCUUAAAGUUGUAGUUUAGCCUUUUGAGACACAUAACCCCAUUUUAACCCAAGCAUGCACCUGAGAGCUCAUUUCUUAAAUUUCUUGGGCAUGCAUUUAUAUUCCCUGAAUUGUGGAGGCUCCAUUGACAGCAAUGAGAAACCGAGCUUUUAGAGUCAUCAGCCCAGACCUGUGGAACUCCUUGCCAACAGAGAUUAAUUCUGUUUUAAACACCUGCUGUUUAUUCCACAAGGCCUAUGCGAGCACACCUCCCACAAUGGUAUAUGGGUGCAUCUUUAACUUAUACAUUUUGUCAUUCAGUGAUAUAUAUUCCUUUAUUAAUAAAUAAAAUUGUUA